Messenger RNA from Triticum urartu, 2261 nucleotides. RefSeq lists its product as uncharacterized. The record is from RefSeq and is a predicted model, not a curated record. Lineage: Eukaryota; Viridiplantae; Streptophyta; Magnoliopsida; Poales; Poaceae.
UCACCCUGCGCGCCCGCUGGUGGCUGCACUGCAUCACGCGCAGCCGCGAGUGCGACGUCAGGCUCGUCGUGCCCAUGGGGGAACAGGGUUCAAUUCUAGGCGCUGAGGUCACUGUCGGAAGAAUGUCAUACAAUACUCAAGUGACCGAAGUAGAAGACCAAACCAUGGAGAAUACCAUGAAAGGCAUUUUGAAACCCCAUAUGUUUUGCCUGACAAUACCACAGGUGGAAGGUGGAGCAGAUAUUGUAGCCACAGUUAGAUGGUCUCAGAAGUUACACUAUGAUAAUGGCCGAUUCACGGUCGACAUACCUUUCCGUUUUCCAUACUAUGUCAACCCAUUACCAAAAGUUUUCAUGAAGAGGGAGAAAAUUCAGUUGACAGUGAAUAGUGGAUUCAGUAAAGAGGUUUUGUUGCAGGGCACAAGCCAUUCAUUGAAGGAAAAGGCAAGGCAGGGUGAUAAAUUGUCUUUCCUGCAUGAAGCAGUUGUUGAGAAUUGGUCAAACAAAGAUUUCACAUUUUCCUACAGUGUUUACUCUGGUGACUUGUCAGGUGGUAUCCAUGUGCAGCCUUCAACAUCUCAGGAUUAUGACGAUAGAGAUACGUUCAGCAUUUUCAUUUUACCUGGAAGUGGGAAUAGAAAGGUCUUCAAGAAAGCAGUCGUAUUUGUUGUUGAUACAAGUGGAAGCAUGAAAGGGAAACCUCUUGAGAAUGUGAAGAAUGCAGUGUCUACAGCUCUUUCUGAACUUGUGCAAGGAGAUUACUUCAACAUUAUAACAUUUAAUGAGGAGCUCCAUUCAUUCUCAUCAUGUUUAGAGAAAGUAAAUGAAAAGGCAAUAGCAAGUGCGAAUGAUUGGAUGAACGACAACUUUGUUGCUGAGGGUGGCACAGAUAUUAUGCAUCCUUUAAAUGAGGCGAUGGCAUUAUUGUCAAGUGCCCAUGAUGCGCUCCCACAAAUUUUUCUUAUGACUGAUGGAUCGGUUGAUGAUGAGCAUGACAUCUGCCAAACUGUGAAAAAUGAGCUCCUCAGCAGAGGAUCUAAAUCUCCCCGAAUUUCUACGUUCGGACUAGGUUUAUAUUGCAACCAUUAUUUCUUGCGCAUGGUGGCAUCAAUUGGCAAGGGGCAUUUUGAUGCUGCACUUGAGACAGGAUCAAUUGAGAGUCGAAUACUUAAGUGGUUCAGGAAAGCAUCAAAUACAAUAGUGGCAAACAUCUCCAUUGAUGCUACGGGACACCUCAAUGAUUUUGAAGUGGAUUCUGAAUAUAUUCCAGACAUUUCAGCACAGUGUCCUUUAUGUAUAUCUGGAAAAUACCAAGGCAAGUUCCCUGAGACAGUUGUGGCAACAGGUUACUUGGCUGACAUGACAGAGAUCUCGAUUGAGCUGAAGGUCCAGCAUAUAACGGACAUGCCUCUUGAUAACAUUUUCGCAGCACAGCAGAUUGCUCUUCUCACAGCAAAGGCAUGGCUUUCUGCAGACAAACAAUUGGAGAGAAAGGUGAUAAAAUUAAGCAUAGAGAAUAGUGUUCUUUCAGAGUACACAAGCAUGGUUGUACUUCAAACCAAUUUGGAUGCAGCACAAAAAGUCAAGCAGAAACAGAAAGGACACAAAGGCGCCAAUGAGCCAUUACGAUUCCAGCUUCAUGGUCUAAAACUUGGAUUCGGUGACAAAGCAGCCACCAGGGAAAACCUCCUCACAUGUUUCGGCGACGAGAAACCACUGGAGACGUUGAAGAUAUUCAAGAAGGCGGGCGGGUGCUGCGGCCGAGUCGCGGACUGCCUCUGCUGCAUGUGCUGCAUCAAGGCGUGCAACAAGAUGAACGACCAGUGCGCCAUCUUGAUGGCACAGAUCUGCGCUGCGCUAUCGUGCCUCGGCUGCUACGAGUGCUGCGCGGAGGUGUGCUGUGGAGGGUCCGAGUCGUAGUGAGAGCCCGGGGUGUGUACAUAACUAGAGUGGGCAGAAGCCUGUGGGUGUCAUACUGUGUAGAAUGCUUGAUCAAGAAUGAUCAGGCCGUCUUUGGUUGUACAACUUGUCCAUGAUGAUACAACUUCGGAUAGUCAGUGUAAGUUUGGACUAGCCCAAAUGGUUGGAUGAGCUUUUUUAUAUAUUGUAGAAGUACUGUACAAAAAGGAGAGAGCAGAUGGUAGAGACUUCUUUUUAAAGUAGAACGGUGGCUUUAUUAUAUUCAUUUAAAAUGCCAAAGAUGCUGGCCGAUGCCCAAGGAAGACGCCGCCUUUGCCAAGUCAUGUGGCUUGUGAUUUGACU